CUUCGAGCUGACCCACAAACCCCAGGUUAUCGAGGGAAACAUCGUGACCCCACAUGGAGAUCGACAGGGCAUGGAUGCAUUCACUGGUUCGAGGCGCUGCAAGACAAGAGACCGCCUGCCAGCCUUCGGCGACCCAACUGACUUGCUGCCGUUAUGACGUGCAGGUUCUUGGAUUGUUGCUUGUGAUACAACAAACAUGCGGGGGUAUACAGGAUCUGCCUCCUGCACUCGUGGAGCUUUAGAUAACUCCCACGCCUACAUCACCAUAGACAAUGCUUCGACCUUCACGUUUCCUCGCGGCGCUGUUUGCAGCAGUCUCCGUGGCUCAAGAUACCUGCAAUGAGCCUGCCUCAAGGUUAUACCUUCCUGAUCCGCCAUACGACAACUACAUCUACUUCGACUGCCACUCGAGCUCCCAUGUCAUUCUCACAAGUCCUAUGUCGAACAGCAACUUUAGUAUUCUCGGUCCACGCUUGCUCAUGGCAUGGCCUGCAGGUAAUAGCGGCCUUGCUGCGUAUUUCGAGCCUACGGAUGGAGUAAACGGAACCCUUACACCGCGCCUCGAGAACUCAACGUCCACGGGCGAGAUACUAAACCCCAUCUAUGAACCUAUCGAGGGCAGUGAUCCUCGAGUCGGAGUCUCCGGUUCUGUGAACUUCAACGUACCCGCAAAUUUGACCAUCCCGAUCCUUGGUAGCAUUCGAACGAUCCGAGACUUUGCUGAAGGAUCCAGUAUCCUCGAUCCAGGUGUACAGGGCGGCCUUCGUUUCUCCCAAUCAGAUGACAAUGGUGCUACUGUCAACCGGACUUGGUUCGACAAUAUCACGACCACAGUGCUGACUUUCACUCCGUUUGAUGGCGCCCAGCCAGUGAUCAUUGAUUCAAACAGUAACCAUUUGCUAUUCGGUGCCGGUACAUAUCGGUUCAACGCCUCCUUCAACUAUCCUCACCUCGAACAGCUGAACCAAACAGAAGCCCUUAACCCCCAGUCAGCAGAUCUGAUCCAGCAGCAACCAGACCAAACAACCUCUCUGUCUUUCUUAUCCUACGAAGACAAGCUUUUGGCCGGUACAUGGCGCUUUCUCACCUACUUCGGCCGAGACAGCAUGAUCUCCAUGCUUCUCAUGCAACCCGUGCUGAGCGAGGGCGAGAAUGGCGCCAUCGAAGCCGUCAUCAGCGCAGUACUCGAACGUAUCAACCGCGCAGAUGGCACAGUGUGCCACGAAGAAGUCAUUGGUGACUACGCUACCUACUUGAACCUCAAAGAGAACAUCACAUCCACGGAGCCUCGAUGUGACUACAAGAUGGUCGACACAGACUACCUCCUCCCCAUCGCCAUGCAAAACUACUUCGUCGACACCUCAACCGGCCAACAGCGCUCUGACGAAUUCUUCAACACCACCGCAACCUUCCUAGUUGAAAACGACGGCCUGACAUACGGAACACUGGCUGAGAUCACAAUCUCCAAAAUCAUGAACGCAACAUCCGCAUUUGCAUCCCCGGGCGGCCAAACCAUCCAAAACCUCAUCCACCUCCGCGCCUCCGAGCCCGUCGGCGAAUGGCGCGACUCAAACAACGGUCUCGGCGGUGGCCGCAUCCCGUACGACGUCAACGCCGCCCUCGUACCCGCUGGGCUGCGUGCAAUCGCUGCGCUGAGCCGCGCGGGCUUCUUCGCGAAUCGUCCUGAGUGGAACGAGACUGCGGACCGGUACGCGCAGGUCUGGGAGGACUCGACGCUGCAAUUCUUCGAAGUGGUUGUUCCCCAAUCUGAAGCUGUGUCACUCGUUGAAAGCUACGUUGCGGACGGUAGUCUCUCUGUGCCGACGAACACAGACAACAUCACCGGUGAUAUGACUUAUUACGGUGUUGCUCUUGACGGGAAUGUGCCUCCACCCUCAAACGCCUCAUCCCCGGUAGUCCCAGUGAUGAACACGGAUGAUUGUUUCCGGCACUUCUUCCUCAACACGACGAACCAGGCGCAGCUCAGUGCGUUUCUCAAUCAAACUGCUGAUCACAUCCUCAACCCGUUCCCCGUGGGUCUGGCAAGCGAUGUUGGUCUAUUCGUUGCGAAUCCUGCAUACGCCGGCAACGCAUCAUUCGCCGCAAACUUCUCUCGCGGAGCCUAUCACGGCACAGUAGUCUGGGGAUGGCAGUUAGCCAUGAUGGGCGCCGGACUCGGUCGUCAACUCGGCCGCUGCUCUUCCUCCAACGUCCCAGACUUCUGCAACGACACCCCCUUAUACAACAAGGUCCUCUCAAGUUACAACCGCCUCUGGGAUCUUGUUGAGAACAAUGAAGCACAGCUUAGUAGUGAAGUCUGGAGCUGGAAUUACGACAACGGGUAUCAGGCAACUCCGCUCGGGUCUAUCAUCGCGACCGAGAGUAAUAUUAGGCAGCUUUGGAGUUUGACGUUUUUGGCGGUGAGGAGGGAGAAAUUUGGGGGUAGUGGGUAG
Messenger RNA from Macroventuria anomochaeta, 2453 nucleotides. Its product is annotated as glycogen debranching enzyme. Lineage: Eukaryota; Fungi; Ascomycota; Dothideomycetes; Pleosporales; Didymellaceae. The record is from RefSeq and is a predicted model, not a curated record. Bases 273 to 2453 code for a protein of 726 amino acids. The transcript has 3 exons.